Molecule: messenger RNA, 4276 nt
Organism: Closterium sp. NIES-67
Lineage: Eukaryota; Viridiplantae; Streptophyta; Zygnematophyceae; Desmidiales; Closteriaceae
Source: the annotation of a GenBank genome assembly
CUGCACCGCAAUCAGUGGUACUAUUUGGACGUGCCCUGAGAUAAGGAGAAGAACAGUUCGAUUUAUCGUGCUGGCUGAGUCGCCAAAGCGACUGCGCAAUCACGACUCUCAGCCAGACAAACACGCACGACACGGCACGCGACGCCGUGAUUUCAGCUACCGCACGCACGUUAGGCCUUGAAUGCAGUGAGUAUACAAAAGUGCUCCUGAUAUCCCCAGGAUACUAAACCUAGGAAGUCCUAUAACAGGCGUGGCAGCAUGCCAGCGGCGGCGGCCAGCCGUCCCGGCGAGGCGGGGCGGCGCGCGGAGCGGGCGGAGGAGCUGGUGGCGGCGCUGGCGGCGGGCGACGCGAAGGUGCGGCUGCGGGCGGUGCGCGACGUGAAGAACGCCGUCAUCGGCAGCCGCACGCGCAAGCUCGCCUUCAUCCGGCUGCGCGCCGUGCCCAGGCUGGUGGCCAUCCUGCAGGAGGCAUCGGACCCGGCGGUGGUGCAGCAGGCAGCGGCGGCGGUGGGCAGUCUGGCGUGCGGCGUGCAGGAGGGCGUGGUGGACGUGCUCCAGUCGGGCGCCGUGCUGCCGCUGCUGCAAUGCCUGCUGCACCGCGAUGCCAAGGUGGUGGAGGCAGCUGCAAGGUCUCUGCGCUUGAUCUUCCAGUCCAGUAGUGCGCUGCCAAGUGGCAGCAGUGGUGCAGGGGAGUGGCUCUCGCCCGCCCUCAGCCUGCUGCCUUCCCUGCUGGCCUCCCCCAGCGAGACCGUGUCAGAGGUGGCAGCCAGUGUGGUGGCGCACUGCGUGGAGUCGUCCCAUCAGCAGGCGGCACUGGCAGCGGCGGGCGGCAUGCUGUCUCUCACGCGUCUCCUCGGCUCGUCCCCCCGCCGCACCGACACCGCGCUGCUCGCGCUGGCAGCUGCCGUCAGAGACAACCACCAGCAGGCCGCUGCUCUCGUUGACCUGGGAGGGGGAGCAGCCAUGGCGGCCAUAGUGUCGCUGGCGCGCCACCAGUCCCCCGCCACGCGCCUGAACGCGUGCCGCUGCCUGCUGCACGUGGAGCGCGCCCUCUGGCUGCUGGGCGGGGCUGUCAGGGCCGUGCCCCGCGCCCUCCUCUCCCACCCCGCACCCUCUCUUGCUGCCGCGCCUGCUGCUGCACCAGACACUGCAGGCACGGCCUCUGCUCCUGCGUGUGCCUGGGGCGGCGGUGCGCCUGCCAUGGGAGGCGCUGCAGCGGAUGUGAGCGGCCCUCGCAGCGCCGCCAUCGAUGGCGGUGGGAGGAUGGGUGGGCGAGGGGUGGGAGUGAAGAGGGAUGCCAUGGGUGGGUUGAAGGAGGGCGUUCGGGGCCAGUGGCAGCAGCAAGGGGCAAACCAGCUGUCAAGCCGAUAUGAACAUCCCCAAGGGCAGCUGCCACUGCAGCAGCAGCAGCAUGCAGUGUGUGGGGUCCUCUUACCAGGGCAGUCGCUGCAUCCCAGCCUCACAGCCACUCACACGCCUGCCACCCCUCACCCUGCUGCUGCUGCUGCUGCUGCUGUUGCUGCUGUCAGUGGCGAGCGGCUGAUGAGGGUGGGCGUGGGAGUGGGUGUGGGCAUGGGCGUGGGGGCGUCGGUGGACGUCAACGUGGCGGCGGUGGUGCUGGUGGUGCUCAUCCACCUGCUGCACCAUACAGACCAGGUAGGGGACCAGGCGCCACGUCUGCUGCAGCAGCUGUUGGAGGGGCGCGAGGACAUUCAGUGGGCUGCCUUCAAUGCUGACGCCGCCUCCGAGCUCGUUGCCCUGCUCCGCCCCUCCUCCCCCUCCCCUUCCCCUUCCUCCUCCCUUCUCAUCCCCUCUGCCAUUCCCCUCCCCUCCUCCUCGCCUCCCAUCCCCUCCCUCCCGUCCUUCGCCUCUCCUCUCAUCCCCCCUUCCGCCUCUCCCCCCACCGCUGCUGCGACCAGGCCCCUCUUUUCUCGGUCGCCAGCUGUUGUCACUUUUGGCUCGGUAGGCUUGGCCGAACCUAGCUCCAAUGGCCUGGUUUUUGCUGAGCCUAGGGCCACCCGAGCCUGGCUGAGUGGUGUGGGGAGGAGGGAGACUGUGGAGUUUCCCUCACGCAGAUGGAUGGCCUGGGGCGAGGGGGGGAGUGUGCGAGGGGGGCGGGAGGGGCGGGAGGGGCGAGAGGGGAGAGAGGGUAGCGAGGGGAGGAGGGGGGGUGACGAGGGGUUGGGGUGGAGGAGUGAGGUUGGCGGGGGGAGUGUGAGGAGAGGGGAGAAAGGGAAGAGUGAGGGGGAGGCGGGGGCGUUAGUGGAGCGCAAUGCGGUGCAGAGAGAGGGUGCGGCGGGCGCACUGGCGGUGCUGUGCUCGUCGUGGGAGGCCAUUCGUCGACAGGCGCUGGACCUCAAGGCCCUCCCGCCUCUGCUGCGCUGCUUGGACGCCUCCCAGCCCACGGCGCUGCGCACAGCUGCAUGCUCGUGCCUGCACUCUCUCUCGCGUUCCAUCAAGAAUCUGCGCACAGGUCUGUCCACAGCGCCUGUCAUCCUCUCCGUGCUUCAACUCGCCUCCUCCCCCGAUGCCUCCGCCCAGCUAGCAGCGGCAUCAGCGCUGGCCAAUCUGCUGCUGGACUUUCGUGGAGACACGGGUGCGCUCAGGCAGGCAGGGCUGCUGACACGCAUGGCAGCGCUGGCAGCACGGGGGGAGGGGGCAGUGCGAGAGGGGGGUGUGGAAGGGGUUGGGGAGGGGGGUGUGAAGGGGGGUGUGGAGGGAAUUGUGGAGGGGAGUGUGGAGCUGGUGGAGCGCAGUGUGAUGGCGCUGCGCAAUGUGGCGCUGUCAGCUGGCACGGCCGUCAAGGAGGACAUUCUCACCCUCUUGCUGCCGCCCGCGCUGCCCGCUCUGCUGCUAGCCCCCUCACCCUCCAUCCAGCUGCAGGCGGCGGCGCUGCUGCGCAACGUGGCACACGGCCCCGAGGCGGACGCGCACCUGGUGGCGCGCGCACUGCAGGGCGGGCUGCUGCGACUGCUGGUGGCCCGAGUACUGCCGAGCAGACUGGUGCCACUGAGAGCAGCGGCAGCCAGGGGGGAAGCUAGCGGGGAAGGCAGAGGAGCAGCAAGAGGGGAAGCGAAAGAGGGUGGGAAAGAUGCGGAGGCAGCGCUGCAGGCGGUGCGGCGAGCGCAGUAUGCAGUGCGCGUGGAGGCGAUGCUGGCACUGAGCAACGUAGCAGCGGGGCGUGCGGAGGACAAGGACAGUGUGCUGGCGCUGCUGCUGCUGCCCGUGGCAGAAAUCAGGGAGUUUGAAAGGCAUCAGGAGCCAGGCGCAGAGGUGAAAGAGCGUGAGAUGACUCAAGAGGCAGGUGGAAGGGGUUGCACAGCACUGCCUGGAGCAGAAAGGGAGGUGGGAGCGGAUGGAGAGAAGGCGGGUGCAGGCAAUGGUGGUGCUGCUGGAGCCUCUGGGCUGGACGCUGGUGCUGCUGAUAGUGGCGGCGACAGCAGGAAGGGAGAUAGCGGGGAAGAGGCGAUGGCAGUGUCAGAAGCAGGGGAUUUGCAGCAGGCGCUGCAAGGGCCAUGGCCUGCCAUACCAGGGCAGGCAGCACAGAGGGAAACGGCCGCCUGUGCUGCUGGAGAGGAGAAGAACCAAAUCCCUGACAAGCCAGUUCCGCAGCAGCACCGGCAACAUGCCUCUGCUUCGAGCCCAGCUCAACCCACCAGCAGCACCCCCUCCCUGCCCUCUCACCACCGCCCAUCCCCCCCGCUCAUCCUGCACCUCCUGCGCCUGCGCGGCUGCACCACUCUGCGCCUGGCGGCGCUGUGGUGUGUGGCCAACCUCUGCCGUCCCGCCUGCCUGGGCGCUGGUAACCGCGCUGCUGCUCUGCGGGGAGUGGGCGUGGUGGCGGAGCUGGAGAGACUCAGGCGCGCAGGGGACUUUGACAUCGCUUGUCGGGCCAAGCUGGCAUGGGAUCACGUCACAAGGGAAGAUUGACAUGCUGCGAGCCAACCUUCUGCCGCCUCGCAAUUUCGCGUGCUUGCGACCUGGUGCAACAGACUGGCAUGGAGUGACAGCGAGAUGGUAGCAGCAAUAGAGAGCAUGGCAGUAAGCCAAUGGGGUAAGGGGGUAUGGUGUUGUCGUGCGGCACGAUCUCAGACAUGCUGUUUGUAUGAAAUUAAUCAGCCGUAAUUAUGCAUGUGUGUUGUCACACAUAAUUAUCAAUACUUCGUUUCGUGUUGCCCACUUUCAACUGGCCCUCAGAUUCGUUUUAGGCCACGCUGAUUGAUCAGUGUCGAUCUAAAAAAACACCCUGAAAAUCAGUUUUUGGUAGUGGUUUUCU